Stomoxys calcitrans (stable fly) is the source of this 1291-nucleotide messenger RNA. RefSeq names its product proliferating cell nuclear antigen (gene PCNA2). Gene Ontology annotation, cellular component: PCNA complex. The record is from RefSeq and is a predicted model, not a curated record. Gene Ontology annotation, molecular function: DNA polymerase processivity factor activity; DNA binding. The transcript has 2 exons. Gene Ontology annotation, biological process: translesion synthesis; leading strand elongation; mismatch repair. The coding region runs from base 303 to 1085 and encodes 260 amino acids. NCBI's taxonomy places the organism in Eukaryota, Metazoa, Arthropoda, Insecta, Diptera, Muscidae.
AUCAUAUGGCAACAACCAAGCUGUCAAUUUGCAAACACCUCCCUUCACCGCAAGAGGUCAUACAACAAAGGAAUUAAUUGCGAAACUCCACACCUUUGACAGUUGGCGCCAAAACAAGCGUUCUGCUGUCAAUUGCAUGUUGCAGAGAAAUUCACAAACGCGAAAUACAUUCAUACCAAAGGAACUUCGAGCUCAUUCAAAAAGUAAAAGUCAUAAGAAGCGGUUAAGGAAAAGAUAUUCCACCGAUUUGUAUAUUUCAAUAUUUCUUAAGUGUAAAUAUCAACAGUAUAAAAUAACACAAAAUGUUUGAGGCUCGUUUGAUCAGUGCCACCAUUCUCAAGAAAAUCUUGGAUGCCAUCAAAGAUCUGCUAAAUGAGGGCACAUUUGAUUGCAGCGACUCGGGUAUACAGCUACAAGCUAUGGACAACUCCCAUGUAUCCCUGGUCUCGCUUACCUUACGCUCCGAUGGUUUCGAUAAAUUCCGCUGUGAUCGCAACAUUUCCAUGGGCAUGAAUUUGGGUAGCAUGGCCAAAAUUUUGAAGUGUGCCAACAAUGAUGAUACAGUUACCAUAAAAGCCCAAGAUAAUGCCGAUACGGUAACCUUUAUGUUUGAGUCACCCAACCAUGAAAAAGUCUCGGACUAUGAAAUGAAAUUGAUGAAUCUCGAUCAGGAACAUUUGGGUAUUCCAGAAACUGAUUAUUCGUGUGUGGUACGCAUGCCUUCGAUGGAGUUUGCACGCAUCUGCCGUGAUUUGGCUCAAUUCAGUGAAUCCAUGCUCAUCUGUUGCACCAAGGAAGGUGUAAAGUUUUCUGCUUCCGGUGAUGUGGGCUCUGCCAAUGUUAAAUUGGCCCAAACCUCCAGUGUGGAUAAGGAAGAAGAGGCAGUUAGUAUUGAAAUGCAGGAACCCGUAACCCUUACCUUUGCCUGUCGUUACCUGAAUGCCUUCACAAAGGCCAGCCCUUUGUCGGGACAAGUACAAUUGUCCAUGUCAGCAGAUGUACCUUUGGUGGUUGAAUAUCGUAUACAGGAUUUGGGUCAUAUACGUUAUUAUUUGGCGCCUAAAAUUGAAGACGAUGAAAGCUAAAUAUGCACUAAACUCGCUUGAGUCUUGGGUAUUGCAAGCGAACUUCAAUCAAUUAAACUUGAAUCACAGCUUAUAUUUUAUAUUCACUAAGCCCAUAGCCUGGGAAAUUCAUGCACCACCACUAUACUGAAAAAUAGAACAUCCAAAAUCGUAUAUUUGUUAUGUAUAUCUAAUCUAAGGCUUUCAAUAUAUGAAGUCGAUUAUAA